AUGGGCACCAGCUUCCACGAGCACCUGGCACUCCGGAGGUCCUGCCCACAGCCGCUAUCCCGGAGCUCUUUCAGCCUGCUGGGUGAAGGCCAUGGGCAGAGACCGGCACGCUGCAAAAGCACCAGCAGCACUAUGUGGCAGGCCCAGAAGGGUGAGGCCAGCACUGCCCCCCAGCUGCCAGAGGAAGAGGGGUCCCAGGGUGAGUGUGCAGAGCAGGCUCAGGCCUCUACCCUCUGGCUGCAGCCCGGGGCUGUGGGACAUUGCCGGAGCAGCACUGUGGGCAAUGUGUCCACCAUGGGCACUGGUGGCCUGUGCCAGUUUCAGGCCUCUAGCACUGCUGCUGUGCAGAGGAGUCACUCAGACCUGAUCCACAGCACCCAGACUAGAGGUCACAGUGGGGUUUGGAAGGCCAGCCUCAGCUGCUCAGCCCUUGGUGGCUCACCCAUUCAGGACACCCCAUUGCUGCCUGACAGUAAUUCUGACCAGGAUGUCCACCCCCAUGUUCACCUGGAAAUGGAGCUGACUUCUGAAAAUGGAGCAACUUCUGGAACUGUAGAAAUGUUGAACUCAGCCUGGAGCUUGGGAAAUAGUCAGGUGUGGGUGCCACCACUAGGCCUGGGGGGCACAGCCACCCAUAAUAGUAAUCCUGAAGCCAGACUUCAAGCCAGUGGACAUCUAGCUGCCUCCUCCUGCCAUGUUCUGCCUCCAGCAGCUGUCCUCUGCAGCACAGGGGAGGCUGGGGCUUGUGGCUGCUGCCAUGACCUGGCCUUUCCCAAGCUGGUGGCAUCAGUGAGCGAGUCUAGGCUGCAGGCUCAGCAUGGGACAAAAUUCCAGUGCAGGUUGCCAGGUGUGCUACCGGUGCCCUCUCAUUGCCGUGCUCACCAUUGGGGUCCCAGUAGGUCAGCCACAAAACCUGGUGCCAGGACCAAAGAUGUGUGCACUAUGACCUCAGCCAGUGACUUGGCCCCUGACUUAGUGUCCACCCCCCAGGAUGUUGCUCUGCAGGUAGCACCCCUUGCAGCCUGUAAAGCUGUGACCACCAGCCUCCACCUGGAAAUCCCUAGGGCCUUGCACAUGUCCCCAGAGGCAACUCCAGGGCCCAGCCUGCAGGAGGCACCAUGCCCAGUGCAAGACGUACGAUGGGACGCAGAAGGCAUGACUUGGGAAGUGUAUGGGGCCACAGUGGACCCAGAGGUACUCGGCAAAGCCAUCCAGAAGCACCUGGAGAUGCAGUUUGAGCAUCUGGACCCAGAGCCCACCAUCAAGGACAGCCUGUCUGAGGAGGGCCGCAUGGGGCCGCUGAGAGGCAUCAUGCAGUCUCUGUGGCUCCCCAGCUGCUGUGGCUGCUCCAGCACAGCCCCUGAGUGA
Messenger RNA from Elephantulus edwardii (Cape elephant shrew), 1368 nucleotides. Its product is annotated as G protein-regulated inducer of neurite outgrowth 2-like. Gene Ontology annotation, cellular component: plasma membrane. NCBI's taxonomy places the organism in Eukaryota, Metazoa, Chordata, Mammalia, Macroscelidea, Macroscelididae. Bases 1 to 1368 code for a protein of 455 amino acids. Gene Ontology annotation, biological process: neuron projection development. The transcript has a single exon. The record is from RefSeq and is a predicted model, not a curated record.